Messenger RNA from Rotaria sp. Silwood1, 843 nucleotides. NCBI's taxonomy places the organism in Eukaryota, Metazoa, Rotifera, Eurotatoria, Philodinida, Philodinidae. The record is from the annotation of a GenBank genome assembly.
AUGUCUAUCUUCCAAGCCACUCUUCUAAUAUCUUAUUAUGGUCCAAUUGUACUAUUUUCCAUUGGAAUUCCAGCAGCUUUAUUGAAUGCUAUUAUUUUUAUGGGUAUAAAAACACUUCGACAAUCUCCUACUAGCUACUAUGUUGUUGGUCAAUCGCUCGCCGAUAUGAGUGCCUUGUUAGUCGUGUUUCUUCAAGCUGUACCAUCAACAUCAAUGUUAGCAUCAUCCAUUGCAUGCAAAUUGAGUUUGUUUUUUCUUCAGACAACAGCAUGUUUAGCAAUGAGUUUUCUGUGUUUGGCUGCUUUCGAUCGAUGGGCAUCUACAUCUCAAUCAGUUCGCAUACGCCAAUUAAGUUCAAUUCGAAUAGCUCGUCGUCUCUUGCCUCUACCUUUUCUUAUCUGGCCACUUGUCAAUAUUCCUUUUUUCAUCUAUACUGACUUGAUACCACCUACUUACAAUUGUUGGUUCACCAGCAGUUUAUUUGAACAGAUUGCCAAUUAUUUUCUUGAUCCCAUGCUUGCUGUUGUUUUUCCACUUUCUAUUCUAAUUGCUUUCGGCCUGUUAACAUGUCGAAAUAUUCGUCUUGUUACUCAUAUUAGACAACAACCUAAUCAAACUCAUAUGCCAAUGUGGGAACAGCAAAUGACGAGAAUGAUGCUUUCUCAAACUCUUGUCAGUGCCAUAUUAGAUGAAGCCGUUGAAGAAAUCAAACGAGAAAAUCCAAAUUUCAACGUGCUGAAAGUUCAAGAUAACUCGCCUGUGACGUUAGAUUUUGGAUUCAAUCGUGUUCGUGUUUUCUACAACGCGCAUGGCAAAGUUUCACAAACUCCACAUAUUGGCUGA